This is a messenger RNA of Plodia interpunctella (Indianmeal moth), 6858 nucleotides long. RefSeq names its product Silnoon (gene Sln). NCBI's taxonomy places the organism in Eukaryota, Metazoa, Arthropoda, Insecta, Lepidoptera, Pyralidae. The coding region runs from base 361 to 2466 and encodes 701 amino acids. Gene Ontology annotation, biological process: transmembrane transport. Gene Ontology annotation, cellular component: membrane. The record is from RefSeq and is a predicted model, not a curated record. The transcript has 18 exons. Gene Ontology annotation, molecular function: monocarboxylic acid transmembrane transporter activity.
UGAACCGCCGACAGAGACGCUCGCUCCGACGACAUAUCAAAUUAAAAUCGCAUAUUCCAAUAAAACUCGUGCCAAAAAUUAAUCCUGGGCACAUAUUUUUUACGAUAUUUGCGAAAAAUGUCGGUUGCUCCGUAACAGUGCUAUUGCCGCGAGUUUUUUGUAAGGAGUCGUAGUAUUUUAUUCGAGAGGCGUAAAAAAAGACAUUAAAACGGCUUCUACACGAGAAUAUCAUUUAGAUAAACAAAUGUAUACGGCAUUUGCCGUAGUUGUUCCCAAAAGAAGUACGGAAAGGCUAGAAUCGACGGAAUCCGAGGACCAUUUUAAAUAUCUUAACCUUCCUGCACCUCCGGACAUCUUGCGAUGUCGCUUCCUCGCGAGUUCAUCUUCAACGAGGAGCUGUCAAAGUUUGACGGGCAGGUGUUGGGCACGUCUGCCCCGCCGACUACAGCCGCACUGUCCUGCUCUAUUGACCUGCCCACAGACUCCAUCGCAGAGGCGAACCUGUCACCAGACAAAACAGGAUCUUUGUUGUCAGUGCAGUCCGCGCCGCCGGAGCAGCGCGAGAGGCCCGUCAGCUUGCUUCUGGAGUUGCCGCUAGCUACGCAAGUCGGCGCGUAUUUAUCAGCAAUGUCGCCGACGGAGCAAGAGGAGGAUUCUUUGCUGACGUUGUCGUCGGUGACGGCGCGGCCGCUCCUGGCAGCCUCCAGGAAGCUGAGGCCCGCUGACUCCACAGCCUCCGACAUAACCGGCCCCCCUGACGGCGGCUACGGCUGGGUGGUGGUUUUCGGCGCAUUUAUGGUCCAGUUCUGGGUGGCGGGGCUGUUCAAGUCUUACGGAGUUCUCUACGUCGAGAUCAUGGAGACCUUCCCUGACUCAUCAGAGUCAGUGGCUUCGUGGAUUCCUGCGGCGUUGUCGACACUAUGCUUGGCUCUUGCUCCGCUCUCAUCAGCCCUAUGCGAGAAAUAUUCCUGCCGUCUCGUGGUGUUUAUCGGCGGGUUGUUCUGUGCGACGGGACUAGCGCUGUCCUACUUUAGCACUGGCCUGCUCCAUCUGCUGCUCAGCUUCGGGGUCAUGACUGGCAUCGGUGGUGGACUGUCGACGACUCCCGGCAUUGUCAUAGUGUCUCAGUAUUUCGACAAACACAGGGCGCUGGCCAACGGCAUAUGUGUGAGCGGGACGGCUGCUGGAAGCUUCGUGUUCCCCAUGCUCAUAGAGAAACUAGUCGACAUGUACGGGCUACACGGAACUGUCUUGUUACUUGGAGGUGGUAUGCUUCACGUGUGCGUUGCUGCGACUUUGUACCGCCCCCCGCCGACGGUGCGGGAACGCACGCCUGUCACCUCCACUACCACGGAGAAUACCACUCUGUUACACGACAUUCAAGAAGGUAAAACGGAGCCUUCCAAAGAUAACCGGCUGGAGAAGCUGUUCCAACCAGAUUGCGAGCUGACGAAGAACUUGUUCAAAGACGAUAAACGCACCAAUCUCUUCUCGGAGAUCAUACAUCCCAGCCUCAUUGAGGUAGCUCGCCCGCCAGUGCAACAGCACUCUGACUCCGAGGAUUCUGAAAUGUUGGAUGUACUUGGUGUUGUAGGGUUACCUAGGGAAGUGGCUCGGCUGCGGUUGCGGCCAACCAGGUCGUCCUCUAUCCUGCACUCCGUUGAGGAUCUGUCCACGGACAGCACGUGUGUCUAUAAGGCCAGCAGGAGGAAAAUCAGCCGGUCUCUGUACAUCAAACCACCACUCCCCAGCAGACUGAUACAGUGCAAGCUGUCGGAGCCAGUGUUAGCGCAGACGGAGCAGGAGAUACCUAAAGUGGAAAUCGAGGAGAAGAAGGGUUGUGUACAGUCUAUAUCGAGAUACCUGGACGUCUCGUUGCUAAAGUCGUGGCGUUUCGGUCUACUCUGCACGUCUGUGGCGCUCAUGUCCUGCGGCUCACCGUACGCGCUGUAUUACCUACCAGCUUACACCGUCUCGGCUGGACAUACCAAAGCUGCAGCUGGUCGUUUGGUGGCCAUCAGCGCAGUGCUCGACCUCUGCGGUCGACUCGGUCUCGGCUGGCUGUGUGAUCUUCACCUGUUCUGUAGGAGAAAGGCUUAUAUUGUCAGUAUACUGGUGGCUGGGGCCGCGGUGCUUGCUUUACCGAGUUUAUCGUCGUGGUGGUCGCUCGCUAUCGCUUCGGGUGCAUACGGCCUGUGCCUCGGCUGCUGGUUCCUGCUGGUGCCGGUGCUGCUGGCGGACGCGUUCGGCACGGCGCGCAUCGCGUCCUCGUACGGGCUGGUGCGGAUGUUUCAGAGCAUCGCGGCCGUCUCCGUGCCGCCCACUGCCGGACUUCUUCGCGACGUCACCGGCGGAUACUCGUGGUGUUUCUACGGCAUGGGCUCGUGCAUGGUCCUGGGUUCGAUUCCAGUCAUAGCGUUCCACAUUUGCACUAAGAACGAAGAUUCAGAGACGUCGGACGAUUGAAGAGAAACUACGUGGAUAUUUGAAAAAAUAAAAUGGUUAUUUUGAGAGAAAGAAAAGGAAACGUGAGUAACAACUACUUACUUAGAAUAAUAACCUCACAUGGUAAAUUAAGAAUAGGUGUGUCUGUUUGCUUGUGGGCGUUAUUCGAAGUUUGGAAAAGAUUUAAAAACGUCGGCGUGCGUUAGUCGUUUUCUUCAUUCAUUUUGUUAUUUUAAUAAUUUUGAAAUGUUAUUCUUAAUCGUUACAUGCACGUAAUGAAAAAUAUAAUUUUGUAAAAUGCGAAUCGUAAAUAAUUUGAAAAUAGUUCGUAUUUUGCAAAUAAUAUCAUUUUAUAUUCGAUUCGGCUGACUUAUUUAGUUUUAAUUACGACGCGUUGUGAUAAUAUGCACAAGGAAGUUUUUACGGAGUUUUAUUUUAAAAUUAUAAAAAUAGAAGCUUAAAACAAAAUAAUAAAAUUACACAGAAAAAAAUAAUUCCUUAUUUUGGAAAAAAAAUAAUUUAAGGCUUUUUGGUUACGUUACAAUUUUGAGGGAUUACACGUUGUAUUUUAUUUAAAUAGAUUUAAAUUGACAUUAUGUCUACACGUAUUGCAUUAUCUUAGUACCUAGGAAAGUAUAGAAUAUAGAUAGACACGAAAAUAUCAAUGUACUAUUCGAAAUUAGUCAAGUAAAAAGACAGCAUUUGUCUGUGUUUUCGAUAAAGAAGUUAAUAUCGCAUCAUUUCGAAAUAAAAACAACAAUUUUAGAAUAAAAUAAAAAAUACUUACCUCAAUUAAUUUUUUUGGUUGAUUUUAUCAGGUACUUUUUAUUUCUAAAUUUUUGUAUUAAAUAAUAAAAAUAUAAACAAUCUUCGCGCGCUCUGAAAAACCUAGCUCUAAAAAACAUAUUGAGAAUGGUAUAAGAGUAUGCACCGCUAACUAUAUUAAGAUUUUCUUUAUGUAAAAUAGGUAUUCGCGAAUAAAUGACGUAUUAUUAUAAUUAUUAAGAACUGUAUUCUAAACGGGUGUAUGAAAAAACUAUGAUAAAUUGAUGUGUUCAACUUUGUACAGGUAUUUUUUCUCUUGCUAAGACGGAUACUGCCAGAGAAAUAAAGAAAAUAUUAUGUACUUACAAGCAUUGAGGAUAUCAUUAAAACUAUACAUACAGAAUCGCUAACAAAAUGACAUUGACGAAAAAAUAUGAAUAUUUGGUUUUAUUUUAAUCAGUAAGCAAUUUAAGUAAUAAUACCAGAAAUUAUUCAUAUUACUUUCGCUUCUUUUGCACAUGUGGCAAAGUCUAGCUUGUAGCAUUUCGGUCACAAUGCGGUGGUCAGAAAAAUAACCUAUAUUUGUAUAUAAAUAGGUUAUAUUAUAGGUUAUAUAAUAUUUUGAAUUUUACAUCUUUCGGAAUAGCAUAUACAUUUGUUGUCAAUUUUACGAACUUCUUCUCGUUAAUUGUUCAAAGACGACUGGGUUCUCUUCUAUUUUUCUGGCGUCAUAAAAUACAGCCAGUUACACGAUUCAGUUUCCGUUUAAAAUUGUAAUAGUUAUAAAAAAAAAUUAAUACAUAUAUUAAAAAUACAUUUGUUGUCAAUUUUACGAACUUCUUCCCGUUAAUUGUUCAAAGACGACUGGGUUCUCUUCUAUUUUUCUGGCGUCAUAAAAUACAGCCAGUUACACGAUUCAGUUUCCGUUUAAAAUUGUAAUACUAAUUAAAAAAAAAUUAAUACAUAUAUUAAAAAUCUUUUUAUGGAUGUUUUUUUUUUAUUUCAUAAGGUACUUUGCAUCAAGCUAUAAUUCUUUUACAACAAAAACAUUGUUUCUUUAUUUCUUUUUGACUGUAAACAUCUAGAUUGUGUAAAUUACUAUCAGUCAAUAACUGAGAAUGGUUAUGGACAUUAACAAUAUAUAAUGACAAAAUCGUCACUUGAAAUGUUGGCUGUAACAGUGAAAAGCUUUGAAUGGAUCUACAAGACGUUUAUUUAUCCAAGUAUGUAUAUGUAUGUAUGUCAAUAUCCUCACUAAAAGGAAACAGACGAAGUGUUUCUAUCUCUUUUCGGUACACUGUAAAGUCCUAUAACAGAGAGUAUUACCGCUAAAUUCAUUGGCGACCGUUGGCACGGUGGACAUAACAUUUUAGUGUAAAUAUAGUGUUCCUGUUUACAAUGAGUGCUAGCUGAAUUGAAUUAGAAUAUGUACCCCGUUUGUUCAGUUGUUUAUAAAAGGUAAACAAUCUUAACAUGUCUUUUUAUUGAAAUAAUUAUUUAAUAAUUAAAAUCUUUGCACAUUGCAAAUUAUUUUUUUCACUAAUCAUAAAUUAUAUUAUGCCUAGUGUGCUGAUUAUAUUAAUUUGUAAAGUGAAUAUUUCAAUAAAAACAUGUCAAAAUUGUGUAUUCACUUAAUUUAAGUACCUAAAAUACAUUAUAGAGGCGCUGGUGUAGAGUGAGAUCCAUGUUCAAAGAAAAUUUUAAUUAUAUUUUCAAUAUUUAAUGCGGUGUGUUAAGCAUGUGUGCGACCUUAAAUAUCAGCCGUAAUGAACAGGACAUCACUCGCCAGUGGCGCCAACUAGUGAGCAAGGAAACGGUAACUAUUACCCUAAUUGACAAUACACAUAACAUUUCUAUAGUAAUAAUGAAUUCACUUGUAUAAUGCAAUAGUUGAUUCAUUUUAAUUCUCUUUGCAUUUAUGAAAAAAGGUAUUGGUAUGAUAAGCAAUGUGAAAGAUAUGGCAUGUUUUUUUACAAGAGAAACUUUUGUUGUGUACUGUGUUUAUUAAAGUCGUGUUGUAUGUUAAAGUAAGUGUACCAUGUGGAGAUCAAAACAAAAUGCGGGCACGUAUCCGCUUAGAUACUGUAAUUAUAAAUGUAUCACUGCCUUAGUGCGCAGAAAUUGUAUGCAAUUUCGCCGUACAAAACCUAUGUAAUGCAACGGAGCGUCAAUGCGCUGCGUCAAAGGAGCUCUACGGAGCAAUGGGGCGCCUUACGUGUUAUUACAACAGUUUCAGCAGAUCUCACACACCUAAUAUGUGUCAAUGUGUCAACUAAACUGAAAAAUUUGUACUGAAACAAGCAUGUCUCACGUUCCGCGUUCCUUAAUGUCCUUAUAUAGGUUUUAAUUGAUUUUAAAUCAAGAAACUCCCUUUGUCUAUACGUCGUUGAAGUUGCAAUGUCUUAAAUAUUUGAGCUACGACAGACAUUGCAACCUCUAGAAUCAAGCCUCAGAAUCACUAACGGUUAAUUUUAUCCUUACUUCCUUACUAAUAUUAUAAAGAGUAAAGAUUUUGUUUGUAAUUAAUAAGGUCAAAACAACUGGACAGAUUUUUAUGAAAUUUGUCACAGAGACAGACGCAACCUUCAGGAUUAGCACAGGCCAUUUUUAUUAUGGUCUUACUGAAUUCUAGAAUUUAAAUAAGUAUAAAGUAUUAAGCGGAUACUUUAGUAAAGCCGUUGACGCUAUAUACAAUGUGUCUGAAAUUGUUAGCGGCUUAGCCUUCCUCUGUAACAACUAGUAAGCUAAGAAUAGUUUUAAAAUAUACUAAUAAUUACUUUGUCGCAUUAACCCAUAAAAUAUUAAUCACAUUAUAGGUUUUUUAAGAUUCAUCGUACAGUAUUUAUUUAUUUAUUCAGCUACAUCAACAGUACAGUACACACAACAUUCAACAUAGUAUUCGAUUAGAUAUCAAUUUCACAUGUUUUUACUUAGCUUAACGUAGGUAUAAUCACUAUAUAGUUUAAAACGUAGUCACUUCACGUUGUCUGUCUGUCUAUAUAUGCUUAGAGCUUUAAAACUACACGACGUAUUUUGAUGUGGUCUUGAUAGAUACGAGUUAUUCAUUCGAGCGAAGUAUAUGUACACAUGCGAUGAGAAGCAUUGCCGCGCGAGUGCGUUACUCAAAAACACGCUAGGCGUGUUCUCUGAACACGCUAGGCGUGUUCUCUAAACACGUUAGGCGUGUUUUAAUUUACGCUUUAGUGAAAUAAAUUUGGGUUUAGCGACAAAGUAAAUAGAAUUAAGAUGAUAUAUCGACUGUAUUGUUCUAAUGUAAACAAGGUACGGGCUAAGCUGUUAAUAAACGCCUAUGUGUGUCAUUAACAAAAUAUACAAGCUAACAAGAAAUGUGAACAAAUAAAUGAAAUAGAUAUAGGUAAUGUUGUUUCAUUCGCCACAGCAUUUUCAAAAUCUCGGUUGGUUAUCAUUAAUCGGAAAAAAAUACUUUAUAGGUACCUAUCUAGUAUUGAGACUAAUAAGAGCACUGCAAGUAGCAUAUUAAUCUUACAUAAUAUUUAGAAAAGUCCGCUGCCGCGUCUCUCUGUUCGUUCGCUAUAGAUUCGAAACUACUGCACGGAUUUUCGGGCGGUUUGCACGAAUAAUUACUUGAUUCCUGAAAGUUUACGAGUAUUAUUAUGUUAUUUACCU